Messenger RNA from Penicillium argentinense, 1380 nucleotides. RefSeq names its product RTC4 family protein. The transcript has 2 exons. Bases 1 to 1380 code for a protein of 459 amino acids. Lineage: Eukaryota; Fungi; Ascomycota; Eurotiomycetes; Eurotiales; Aspergillaceae. The record is from RefSeq and is a predicted model, not a curated record.
AUGGUGGCCCAAAGAAAGCCAGAUUCGAGCUAUGCAUCGAAUCGCAUGACGCGCAGCAAUGGUCCACGAGGCCAUUUGCUCUCCACCUUCAACAAUGACGCAAGCCCGUCCAGCGACGAGGCAAACCCAAAACCCGAACCCAAAGGCAAGGCUCCCGAGCCUGCGACAGACGACGAGCCGCAGAGCUCCAGCGAUGAUGAUGAACUGCCCGCUCGGCCCGAGUUCCCCAAGCGCAUGCCAGAGAGGGGGCCGGCUUCGCCUGAACGACCUGGGGUCUGGAGCUCGCAGGGCCGGAAUAUACACGCGAGGAAAGGAACGCUGCAAAGAACUUCGAGUAUGAUGACCGGGGGCGACGAAGAAGAUAUGCUGUUUUCCUCGCAGCAGUACAAGCGCCCCCGAACGAAGAAAUACGGACCGCCCAAUUCCUUUUCCUCUCGAGCACCGAGCUCCAGCGCCCGCUCCGUACCAACACCCAAUAAGCGCGCAGAAAAAUCGAAGCCAAGGCCAAAGAAAGGGAAUGGCGAGAAAAAGGACGAAAAAGAAGAGAAAGAAAAUUCUCCGGGCUUUAGGUUGCCCCCGGAAGAUAUUGAUUUCCCUUCUACUUCGCACUCUUCUCUCGGCACGGGAAUUUCGAAAGAUACACAAUCACAGGCUCUGGAUGACGAUUCUCCCCUGAGCUCCGCGCUUGAUUCCGGCGAUGAACUCUUCCAGGAUAUGAGCAAGGAAUCGGACGAGGCUUCACAGCCGCGGAAGUACCUGUGUCCCAUGUGUAAAGAAGAGGUAAAUCCAGACCUCCUAAUUCGUUUCGAGGCGCAACCCAAACAACGUGUUCGCGAGCAGCAGCAAUUCUGCACCUCGCAUAAACAAAAUCGAGCCGAAAAGGAAUGGCAGAAUCAGGGAUAUCCGGAUAUUAAUUGGGACACCUUUGACCAGCGGGUUAAGAAAUACUUCCCUGAUUUGGAGAAAUUGUUGGCACAGAGCAACUCCAGCACCUCUUACUAUCAUAAUAUCCUGGCGACGAUCAUGAAAGACGGGAAAGCGAAGAAUUUCCGUCUCACAUUGUCUGGUGAUGGCGUUGAGACUAUUUCGUGCGGAUACUACGGGACGAAAGGAGCGGCGAAGAUGCUCCAAGCAAUCAUCGAUCGCUUCUCGGCCUCGUUGCGCCGACUAGCUACAUCCGACAACAUUAUCAAGACAGCAGGUGUAGCUGGCUACGCCCAAUCUGUCCUCGUCCCGGAACUUGCGAUGCGUCUUGUGAGGGAUGAUAUGGGUGUCGAUGAUGACUCCGCUCGUCAGAUCUUAAGAUCAAGUAUUGAUAUCGGACAUAAGAUUAACCCUGCACCGGAUGAUGAGGUGCCGAUUCCCGUUGAUGACGACUAG